AUGUCUUUAAUAAAUAGAGACACUAUUAAUAUAAAUAAUCGUGGAGCUUUUAUCCUUUUUGAAGGCUGUGAUAAAGCAGGAAAAUCAACGCAAGCUAAGAAGCUUUUCGAGUAUUUGAAAAAUAAUGGACAUUCUGUUGAACUUUGGAAAUUUCCUGAUCGAAAAACGACAAUUGGACAAAUUAUUAAUGGAUAUUUAGCAAAUGAUAAAGAAUUAGAUGAUAAAGCAAUUCAUUUAUUAUUUUCUGCAAAUAGAUGGGAGUGUAUGAAAGAUAUGAAAAAUUUACUUCUUAGUGGAACAACGUUAAUUGUGGAUAGAUAUGCAUAUUCUGGCGUUUCAUAUUCAGUUGCCAAGGGGAUGGACUUAGAUUGGUGUUGUUUACCGGAUAGAGGGCUGUUAAGUCCAGAUAUAAUUUUUUUUAUGGAUUUAACGGCUGAAGCAGCUGAAAAAAGAGGUGGAUUUGGCGAGGAACGUUAUGAAAAAAAAUCCUUACAAGAAAAAGUUCGUAAAAUAUUUUAUAUGUUAAAAGAAAAAGAUAAUGAUAGCGAUUCUUUAUGGAAAAUUUUAAACGCUAAUCAAUCUGUUGAAAUGUUACAUAAACGGAUUGUUGAAUCUUCUUUAAAGUUAAUUGAAAAAUGCCAUCAAUUACCUUUAAAAGAUGACUUGUGGAAAGCAACUUGUUAA
Messenger RNA from Rhizophagus irregularis DAOM 181602=DAOM 197198, 684 nucleotides. RefSeq lists its product as uncharacterized. Gene Ontology annotation, molecular function: ATP binding; nucleoside diphosphate kinase activity; dTMP kinase activity. The record is from RefSeq and is a predicted model, not a curated record. Gene Ontology annotation, cellular component: nucleus; cytosol; mitochondrion. Lineage: Eukaryota; Fungi; Glomeromycota; Glomeromycetes; Glomerales; Glomeraceae. Gene Ontology annotation, biological process: dUDP biosynthetic process; dTDP biosynthetic process; dTTP biosynthetic process.